UGAGGCCGAGGUAAAGAACCACCAUCGAACGAUCGCGGCAGCAACGUUUGUUUAUUUGCUUUUUCCCCUCUCACCUUUAAGCCUCAUUACGCACACUCAUCCUCCUGAUCUCUAAACCAAGAAGAUGCCCAAAUCCUCACCGUGCGUAUUCCCGAGGUCCUUCCUGUGGCUGGCAUCUUUAGCUACUUUGGUGGUGCAGUCGGUGCUCUCUUCCUCCCACUCUUCUUCUACCUCCUCUGCAUAUCAGAGAUCUGCAGCCGGUGGGAAGCGGCCGGGCUUUAUGGAGAGGACGCUGGUUCUCCUGGAUGUCAACACCCGCAGUCCGAUCAGAGUCCUCAACGACAACUUCCUUUCUUUACAGCUGGACCCCUCGAUCAUCAAAGACGGCUGGCUGGACUUUCUGAGCUCCAAGCGGCUUGUGACCCUAGCGCGCGGCCUGUCUCCUGCCUUUUUGCGUUUUGGCGGAAAGCGAACCGACUUCCUGCAGUUCAACAACCAGAAGAACCUCGCCAAGUUUAGAGGGCCGGGGCCAGACUACUAUCUGAAGAACUACGAAGACGACAUAGUGCGCAGUGACAUUGCAUUGGACGAGCAGAAGGGCUGCAAACUGGCCAACCAUCCUGACAUAAUGCUGGAGCUGCAGAGGGAGAAAGCUGCCACCACACAGCUCGUCCUGCUGAAAGAGCAGCUGUCCAACAUCUACAGCAACAUUACGAUAACAGCCAGGUCUUUAGACAAACUGUACAAUUUUGCCGACUGUGCUGGUCUGCACCUGAUCCUGGGGCUCAACGCGCUGCACAGAAACCCAGACAACUCCUGGAACACCUCCUCUACGCUGAGCCUCCUCAAGUACGGUGCUGGCAAGAAGUACAACAUCUCCUGGGAGCUGGGCAACGAGCCUAAUGCCUACCGCAGCAUGGUGGGUCGUGCGGUAAACAGCACCCAGUUGGCACAGGACUACAUCAAGCUGCGGACCCUGCUGCAGUCUGUGCGCUACUACCACCGGGCUCACCUCUACGGCCCCAAUGCAGGACGACCUCGCAAGAACGCCAUCCUGCUGCUGGACGGGUUCAUGAAGAAUGCUGGCUCUGUUGUAGAUGCAGUUACGUGGCAACAUUAUUACAUGGAUGGCAGAGUGAACAAAGUGGAGGACUUCCUAAAAACUCGUCUGUUGGACACACUGACAGAGCAGCUCACUAAAGUCACCAAGGUGGUGGACACACAUACUCCCGGUAAGAAGGUGUGGCUGGGUGGACUGGGGCCGGCGUGGGCAGGAGGCCUCAGUAAUCUCUCUGACACAUACGCUGCUGGCUUUGUGUGGGUGAACGCGCUGGGUAUGGCUGCUGUGCAGGGGAUCGAUGUUGUCUUGCGUCACUCAUUCUUUGACUACGGAUACACGCACCUUGUGGACCAGAACUUUAACCCUUUACCUGAUUACUGGGUCUCUCUGGUCUUCAAGCGUCUGGUUGGUCCAAGGGUUUUGGCUGUGCGGGUGGCUGGACUGCAGAGGAAGCCGCAGCCAGGACGAGUCAUACGAGACAAGCUACGUAUCUACGCCCACUGUACUAGCUACUACAAUCAUAACUAUGUGCGAGGGUCCAUAACAAUCUACAUCAUCAACCUGCAUCGGUCGCGAAAGAAAAUCAAGUUGGCCGGGACGUUACGGAACUAUACCGUCCAUCAGUACCUGCUGCAACCCUACGGCACUGACGGACUCAGAGCCAGAUAUGUCCAGCUGAACGGGGAGAAGCUGCUCAUGGUGGACAAUGAGACAUUUCCAGAGUUGAAGCCUAAGACAUUGAGGGCUGGACGGACGAUAGCCAUGCCUCCCUUGACCAUAGGCUUUUACGUCAUCAAAAACAUUAACGCAUACGCCUGCCGAAGAUAGCACUGACCCACAAACCGUCUUUUACCCACAGCUUAAAAACUGUGUGGCUCUUCCUUUUUUCCCACCUCUCUGGGAAAACACAGGAGGUCAGAAUACCACUUUGUUAGGGUUUUUGUGUCUUGCUCAAGGACACUUCAGGAGAGUGUACACUUGGCUUGAUUACAAUACAGUCCUUUAGUUUACCAACAACCUCUUCCACCAUUAUUUCAAUGGUAAUAUUUAAAUUACAAAUAAACCCGGACUUUUCCUUGUUGUCUUCUCUGCUCCGACAAAGAAAGACUUGCCCAAAACACAUCAAAAGGGCUGCACUGAACACUUUUCAAUUCUUUUCACCAGCAACUCCUCAUAUGCCACAAGAUUUGUAUGGACAGUGAUUGUUUUGUGGUUUUGUACGGAGUUAUGCAAUAUCAUAAAAGUCCACAUUCUUUGACUUGAUUAAGCUAUGUUUUCUUCUCUUGGAUUGUAUAACCUAGAGUUUAUCUCUGUGUCUGCCAAGAAUUUUCUUUUCUUCUAAUCUUUCAGUGACCAACUGAGAGAAAACUCAUAAUAGCAUACACACGUCAACUUCAGUUUGAGUUGAUCAUUUCCACAAAGAGAAAGAUGCCAUGGUGUGUGUAUAAGGCCAUUCCUGGACAAGCUAAGUGCUAUGGAUGAGUGUGUGUGUAUGCAUGUGUUUUAUUGAUAAAGCUACUGAUGUGUCUCUCCAGUCUGUUUUGCCUCUGAAAGUAUACGUAUCUUCCCUUUCCAUAUCAAGUGGCUUCAAGGGAAGAUCUGUUUCUUUUAAACACUGUAUGUUGUGUGUAUCAUUGCUUUUCUGCUGCAGGUUUCUAGUGUUGUGUAGCAGCGAUGCAUAGCUGAAGAACAGUGUGAACCCAUCCACAAUAUCUGGCCUCAAAUGCAGCCUGCAUCCAGACAAAAUCUGGGUUUUGCUUUCAUUUCAAAAAAUUCAAAAAUACCAGUUUUUCUCACUAUCUUCAGUGUGAUCUCACGUUUUAUAAUCCUCUUAUGCUGCUAGGGUUUUUUUGUACUAAAUAUACAUUAUAUAUUUUACAUAAUUUUGUACAGAUUUACUGUCAUAUAUUAUUAGAUCAUGUAUUGUACAUAAAGAGAGUGUUGAAAAUAAGUGAUUUAAGCUUGAUAUGUUUACUUACACACAGUACACAUCUAAUUUAUACUUUGCUUUGUCUUUAUAUUUCUAUUAUAAAAGUCUCUGUUAUGUUAGUGGUACUAAUGCCCCAACUCUAAAGAAAAAUCUAAAAUAUUUUGUAAUGAAUAAUUGUGUGAUUGAUGCAAGUGUCAGAGGCACUGACAUGUUUCUUUUUGCAAGAAAAGGAGUUAUAAGAUGGUUUAUGAUUCACAACCUAUGUUUCACAUUUAUUGAAGUUUCAUUUCACAAUAUUUUAUCAUCUAAUAUAUAGAUUGGCUUCUUAUUUUCAAGACUAAAACCAAAGAGUGAGUAAAGACGUCAUUGUGUUUCUACACUCUUACACGGGGGAACAUAAGCGGGAGCAGGUUCCGUACCCGAACGUGUUAAAUUUUAAGAAUAUUUGUUCAUAGUUGAUGUAGAGAUGUUCAUAUUUC
This is a messenger RNA of Anarrhichthys ocellatus (wolf-eel), 3469 nucleotides long. RefSeq names its product heparanase 2 (gene hpse2). The transcript has 12 exons. The record is from RefSeq and is a predicted model, not a curated record. Lineage: Eukaryota; Metazoa; Chordata; Actinopteri; Perciformes; Anarhichadidae. The coding region runs from base 125 to 1888 and encodes 587 amino acids. Gene Ontology annotation, cellular component: membrane; extracellular matrix. Gene Ontology annotation, molecular function: hydrolase activity, acting on glycosyl bonds. Gene Ontology annotation, biological process: extracellular matrix organization.